AACGAAGAGUUUAAAUAUUUGAUGUUUCUACUGAUAGAUACUGUUCGUGCGAUUAACGAAACGCAAUACAGUAAUAUAUCAACGAUAUCGGAUCGCUAUUACAUUGUUUGCCCUGCCCAUGAAUGAGGGGAACAGAUUAACUGGCGAAGAAGAUGAAAUGUUAGGAUAAAGAAGAUUCAUCGCGUCGUAAACUUGUGCAGUGUACAGUUCGGAGAUUAAUCAAAAGUUUGCGUGUUAAUUAAGUUAAUUUAACUCAACUUUCGGCUAUCGUAUCUCGGCACACGUUGUCAAUCGUACGUAAAAGGAGUGAGUCUGCAUUUGUGUGUUUGUGCGUUUCUAGUGGUUGUUGGAAAAAUGUGUGUCAAAUUUGUGCGUCAAGUCUUUUCUCUUUUGAUUCCACCAAUUUCAAGGAGUCCUUAUUUCUAAAUGGUCACUGCGAGUAAAACUUAAGGGAACUAAUAUUCAAAAUUUAAUUAAUUAUUAAAUUGUCGCAGUUGCGCAAAGUUAUAGUAGAUAGAAAAAAAAAGAAAUAUAAAAUGUUUGCGAAUUAAGAUUUACAAAAUGAGAGACAUGAUAAGAAUUAUAACACUGAAGACUAACUUUUUUGAGAAUUAAUUUAUAUUUGAACAAGUAAAUUGUUAUCAAUUAUUCUUGCUAUUAUUGAGUGUAUAAACAAAAUGCUAAAAGACGUUCUGGAUUGAGCCUAUGCCAACAUUGUUCAAUUCGAGAGGUCCCAGGAAAGCGAAAGGACUAAUCGAAGUCAUGACUUACAUAAACGAGAAAUCUAUUGGGAUGAGGGAGACUCGACGGCGUUGUAAUUAAUCGUGCAGGCGUAAAUGAGAGACGAUCGUUGCGGGACGCGGAGGUGAUCCAUAGAUCGUGUCGGGCGCGAUCAGUUGCGGUAGCGCAGGCGAGGCGGGGGAGGGUGGCAAGAUGGAACUCUUCCUGAUCCUCGUUUGCCUGAUCGCGCCACCCGCCCUCUCGCUCUCCAUCAAGAGUAAGCUCAACCCACGGAUCGUCCAGACGCGCUACGGCGAGGUGCAGGGCAUCACGAGGUCCUUCGAGUAUGCCAAAUUCCUCAAGCCGAUUGACGUAUACCUCGGAAUACCCUACGCCACACCGCCAGUCGGUAGUAACCGCUUUUCCCCAACGAGAGCACCGAGUCCUUGGGAAGGAGUCAGAUUAUCGGACUCGGUGGGUCCAGUCUGCCCCCAAAAGCUGCCGGACAUCGCAAACGAACAGGAAGCGCUCGAGCGAAUGCCUAAGGGUAGAUUAGAGUAUCUGAAGAGAUUGUUGCCUCAUCUGCGUAACCAGAGCGAGGACUGCCUCUAUCUGAAUAUCUACGCACCUGCAAUGG
Acromyrmex echinatior (Panamanian leafcutter ant) is the source of this 1357-nucleotide messenger RNA. RefSeq names its product neuroligin 4 (gene NLG-4). The record is from RefSeq and is a predicted model, not a curated record. Lineage: Eukaryota; Metazoa; Arthropoda; Insecta; Hymenoptera; Formicidae.